AUGAGGAUUACUUUGCCACCAGAUGCUGUUGUUGACUGCUGGUGGAUAAAAGGCAAACUCGACUGCUAUUCACAACAUGGUGUGGAGUACAAUAAGGCUGUUGGCAAGAGCUUGACAAUAACAUUGAAACAAGUGACUUCAGCCCACACCGGCAAAUAUGCUUGUCAGGUGUCCGGCUACGAGUCCAGCUCUUUGGAAAUUUGCGAGUUGCAUUUAAAACUCGGAACCGAGAACACCUGCAGAAUUACCUAUGACAAGUCUGUAAGCCGGGCAAGGCUGGAUUGCUUUUUAAACAAAGACAUCGCAGAGGCAAGGAAAAGUUUCGCUGUAUAUAAAACCCACGGUCAGGACAAACAAGCAGUCCUGGCCGAGUGUUUGUGGGAGAACAACCAACCAAAAUGUCAGGUUGCCAGUGGUUACCAACUCCAAGAUGCAGUGUCUUCAUAUCUUACUCUGUGGAUACAGGAAGUGACGAAAGAGAAAGCAGGCAAUUACUCUUGUUUGCCUGCGGGCUCCUUAAUUACUCAACAGAACACUUGCGUCUUGUCUGUGUCUGAAGAAGAUGAAAAUAUCACAUGCUCUGUACCGAUCGUGAAACCACUACAGGAUACCGUUCUGACCUGCAAUUUUCCCGAGGACCUAAAUGUUACGAAAAAAGACUUUUCAGUCUACCACUAUAAUAAUGGAGUAAACUCAGAUGCUGUACUUGAUUGCUGGUGGUUUGAUGGUACUUUGAAGUGUAUUCAAAGCCCGAGUGUCCAGUACAAUCGGAUUGUCAGUAAAACACUUAGUUUAACAAUCCGACGGGUGACUACAAACAAUACAGGCACAUACGCUUGUCAGGUGGCUGGCCACCACCCGACAUACUUUAAGACCUGUGAUUUACAAGUUAAGAUUGGUAAGUUCCUAUCUGAUCGUUUUUUAAACAGAAAACUAACUACGCACAUGCAUUUCCCUUUGUUAAAAAUGGUAAAAUUCUCCUAAACAGGUGAUGAGAGUAAUCAUUCUCUGGGUGUCUGGCUAUCCGUGGGAGUUCUUCUGGUGGCUGUCCUUGUCAUCGCUGGGUUUAAUUUACUGAGGUAUAAAGGAACGAUGAAGAUUAUGUCUAUGGUUUGUAAGAUAGAGUCACCGUCUCCACAGCCACAUUAUGAAAGUCAGCCGAUGAUGAAAAUCAAUAAAGAAGAAAGAAAGAGCCAAGAAAUAAUAAAGGAACGGAGAGAAAGAACUAAAAUGUUUCAAGAAUAUUUGGAGACAGAAGUCUUAAAUAUGUUUCCAAACACAUUUGAGUCGGCAUAUUUUGUACCUCCAGUCUACUUCAACAACAUUCGAGACACACCAUUGAUUGUCGCCGAUCAAGUAGUCGCCGUUCUCGAACCCCCUGACCAAGUGGAUAUCAGACACGACCGAGCCGUGCAGCACGUCCUAAACUGUUUACAUUACGUGACCACCCUAGGAAAGGAACAAAUGUUUGUGCUCACCCAGUUUAAGUACACUGACUACCUGAAUAGUAUCCCCGAGCAGUUCAAAGGCCACCUGCUGUCUGUGUCUUCUCUUGUACAAGAACACGAGCAAAACCGGAGUUUUGACUUCCUUAUCAUUCAUCGACGAUAUGGUGUGAUGGUUGGUGUUGUGAAAGAUUGUAGCAGUGAUGUUGCCAAACAUGAGCCUGAGACUGACACAGAUACAACGAAGUUAAAUCAAGUGUCAGAGGCCAUCGAACAAUUAAAGAAGGCGAAUAGAUUUGUGACUGAGGCUAUGUCAGACAAAGAAAACUUUCCCAAAGUUCGCCAGGUCUUGAUAUUGUUCAACAUUACACAGCCAACAGUCCAACGCCUUACCCGAGAUAUCCCUGGCAUUAAUCAGAACCCAAGUAAGCUUUGGAUGCUAUGUUUUGAACAACUUCCUGACUGUAUGGAACUUAAUUCUGGCAAAAGCUUGAAUUGGUUUAAAGAAGAGUGGGACAAAUUCGUAAAGAAAAGUCAAGACAGCUUUACACUGAACGAGAAGCAGUACUUAGCGAUACUAGGGAGGAAAGUAUCUAUUCCAUAUUUCAACAUAUUUUCUUCUAUAUUAUGCAGUAUGUUACGGUACUUUACUAAUACUGAAGAAACAUGUAGUAAUGUAUAAUUAUUUUGUAGAUUAAUAUUCUAUGUUCAAUUUACUAUUUAUUUCAUUAUUAUUUUCUUUUCUGCUCUAAUCAACACAAUGAACUUUUUCUAAGACUUGAUAGCUAUCACAUGUUUAUAAAAAAAGUUUAUUACGUUAUUAUUAUAGAAGUAUUUCAAAAAUAUGUUUAUAAAAUCAUAUUUUAUAUUACUGCAUAUGUAUUUUUAACAGACUAAUACAAAAUCAAAAAAGAUAAACAAAUAUAGAGUACGACAAUGACUUUUAUUAUAGACUCUUUAAGAAAAACAAAUGAUUUAUUUGUGUUUGCCGUAAAAGUGUGGUUUAUAAUUUAUUAAGGGUGCUACAUCCUUGUACACAUGUGUGUUAGUCAUUUACUAAGUAUUUUAAGUGGUAUCUUUGUGUUGUGUCAUUUAGGUUCUGUGGACCAGCCACUACUUCUGCUCUUUCAAUGGAAGGUGUAUUAUAUCAGCUGCCCAAAUCCCUCAGCCAAGCAGUGUCAUUAACAGGAGAUAUGUUUAAGCGAACUAUUUUGUAUCCAAAAAUGACUAAAUUACUAGAUGAACCUUUUUUGUUCCUUGCUGGACCCCCGGGCACAGGCAAAACCCGAAUGCUGGGACUGGUGGGGAGAAAAUGGGUCUGUGAGGGUCAUCCAGUGCACAUAAUUAGCACAUCGCCAGGGGGUGAAGAAGCUGCAAUGCAUCUACAUCAGCUAAUCUCUAGUUCAGUGUCUUCAAAGCAUGUCAAUGUGUUCCACCUAAAACUAAACUUGGAAGACACUACGAGUGUCACAAGAGAGCUUGAUACUAUCCAAAGACAUUCAAAUGAAGCCUACGUCAUUGCAGUCGAACUGAACUUUCAA
Pomacea canaliculata is the source of this 2986-nucleotide messenger RNA. RefSeq lists its product as uncharacterized. The transcript is spliced from 8 exons. Lineage: Eukaryota; Metazoa; Mollusca; Gastropoda; Architaenioglossa; Ampullariidae. The coding region runs from base 1 to 984 and encodes 327 amino acids. The record is from RefSeq and is a predicted model, not a curated record.